Messenger RNA from Mugil cephalus (flathead mullet), 3139 nucleotides. Its product is annotated as interferon regulatory factor 4-like. Bases 523 to 1869 code for a protein of 448 amino acids. Gene Ontology annotation, molecular function: DNA-binding transcription factor activity, RNA polymerase II-specific; protein binding; RNA polymerase II cis-regulatory region sequence-specific DNA binding. NCBI's taxonomy places the organism in Eukaryota, Metazoa, Chordata, Actinopteri, Mugiliformes, Mugilidae. The transcript has 9 exons. Gene Ontology annotation, biological process: regulation of transcription by RNA polymerase II; immune system process. The record is from RefSeq and is a predicted model, not a curated record. Gene Ontology annotation, cellular component: nucleus.
CCCUAGAUACUAUCACGGCUCUUCUCUAUAAUCUUCCAAAGGGAACAAAGUUGUUGUGUAUUUGUUUUUUUUGUUUUUUUUGUUUUUUUCUGCUGCAGGACCACUCCUGGAGUUAUUUUUCGUAAGGCUUUAUCAUUUCAAAGAAUUGUUUUCGUCUCCGUCCUAUGAUUUUCCACGUGUGCGGGUGUGUAACACUUCUGACUGACGCCGGCAGGGUUUCCCCCGGUGUCUUACUGGAGAUGCGCCGCUGUGUGCGCACUGAUAAGCUUCGCGGGAGAGAGGCGGAGAUGCAGCAGCAGCAGCAGGUGCGUCCUCCUCAGCAUCCCGGCCCUGUGUCUCCGCCCUCCUUCAACUCGCUAUAGGCUGGGAGGAUUUAAGCGGGCGCGCCGGAAUGAUGAGGGCUUUCUGACACUGACAGAUUUCAAAACUUGACGGGUUUCGAGUUUCACAGAGAUAUCAGCGUGUGGUAUUACGUUACAGGACUUAACGGUGGAGUUGCUGCGUGCGUCUUUUUGGUCAGAGAUGAACCCCGAAGUGGAUUACGGAGGCUCCGGGAGCAGCGGCAACGGAAAGCUGCGCCAGUGGCUGAUCGAGCAGGUGGACUGCGGCAAAUACCCCGGCCUGGUCUGGGAGAACGACGAGAAGAGCAUCUUCAGGAUACCGUGGAAACACGCCGGGAAACAGGACUACAACCGGGAUGAGGAUGCCGCGCUUUUCAAGGCAUGGGCGCUCUUCAAGGGCAAGUUUCGGGAGGGGGUCGACAAGCCGGACCCGCCGACCUGGAAGACGCGCCUCCGCUGCGCCCUCAACAAGAGCAACGACUUCGAGGAGCUGGUGGAGAGGAGCCAGCUGGACAUCUCGGACCCGUACAAAGUCUACCGCAUCAUCCCGGAGGGUGCAAAGAAAAGACCCAGGCAGGAGGACAGUCCUCUGAGUCCGGUGAGCUACCAGAUGCAUCCCCCCUACAGUGGCAUGCAGAGCCAGAUGCCACAGUACAUGCAGAGUGCAGAGUGCAGCUGGAGGGAUUACUGCCCGGAGCAGGCCUCUCUGCCCGAGCUGGCCUUCACUCAGUGCCCCUGUCCCCCCCGCAGCCUGUCGUGGCAGGCCCCGUCCGUGGAGAACGGCUACCAGCUCAGAGCCUCCAUUUACUCGUACGCCGCCGCCGACAGCCAGCCGCCGCCUUUCACGCUGGACGCCAGCAUCAGAUCACCUGAGCCGUUCACAGCAGACUACCGCCUGCAUGUGUCCGUGUACGUGCGGGGCGCUCUGGUGAGGGAAGUGACCACAUCCAGUCCAGAGGGCUGCCACAUCGCGCCGUGCUCCCCAGAGAAGCACUACGUGUCCCCCGGGAGCCCCGAGGUGGUGCCCCUGCCCAUGGACACCUUCUCGGCCCUGAGGAGGGCGGACGAGUGUCCCCCGAGUCCGCCGUCCACGCUGGAGCGGGGCGUGUUGCUGUGGAUGGGCACGGACGGACUCUACGCUCAGAGGCUGUGCCAGAGCAGGGUGUACUGGCAGGGAGGCCUGUCGCCGUACGGGGACAAACCCAACAAGCUGGAGAAAGAUGUCUCCUGUAAACUGCUCCACACGCAGGACUACCUCAGCGAGAUCCAGAACUACGGUCGGCCGCCGUCUCACUUCAAGGUCCUGCUGAGUUUUGGAGACGAGUGUCUGGACCCGCAGAGGCAAAGACGGACCCUCACUGUCCAGGUGGAGCCCCUGUUCGCCAGGCAGCUCUUGUACUACGCCCAGCCCACGGGCGGCCACUACUUCCGAAGCUACGAGCCCCCGGGCGUCGCGGACCACAUAAACACCCCGGAGGACUACCAGAGGGCCAUCACACAUCACCACAGCAGCAGCCUGCAGGAGUGAACCGUGUGGCUCCGAGAGACUGUUGAAAACUUUUGCGCAGCAGGAUGACGGGAGCUCCGAGACCAGGAGACGCAGUCGGAUGGAGUUAUACAUAAAAUAAUGGACUUUUAGCAUUGUUGAGUGCGUGCGUGUGUACGCGUGUGUGCGUGGCUUCAGUGUUUUGUUUAGGCUAUCGUAGGGCAUAAAACAAUAUUUUUUUCAUACUUACUAUGCAAACAAAACUGACAGCUGAGGUGAUUGUACUGUAGAAAACAGCCUUAAUUAAAUACGUGUUGUUUUGAGAGAAAUGUGCUUUUAGAGAAGAUGAUUGAUGCCACUCUCAUAUCUGUCUGUUUAAUACGAGGUCGCGAGCAGGAGCUUGUUAAGUUUGCUUUGCAAAGCUCAGCGUUAAUGACUGGAAGCAGGGAUUCUGUCGCCCUAGCUGCAACCAUGCAUGGUGUAGUUUCUUGUUAGAAUUCUAGAAGUCUGGUUUUGGAUUUCAUUGUGUCUUUUUAGCCGAUACAGAGAAAGAAAUACCUUCGCAUCAAUAAUCCUGCGACCAAUCAGAGCCGCAACAGAUUUAACUCAGAUGUUUAGAUGUUAAACCUCUGUCCAUCAAUGCUCCAUUUCGGCCUAAAUUAAAGCAGGUCUGCAGGAGCAUAAUCAGUUCACAAUGGAGGAGUUUAAACAAUAAUAACAAAAAAUGAUCUGUUAAAGUUUAUUUUGCCUUCUGAGGCUGAGCUGCACCUAUGCAUCUGCAGCUCCCUUAUUAGCAUACUGUAUCUCACAUAGCCUGAAGUGUAAACAUAAGAAUUGACUUCCUGGAGUCACAUGUGGCCACCCUGCAUCUGCACCCAGGUCCAAGAGAGCACGGCCUUUGUGAACGUGCAGAAGUUUUACACCUCAGUUCAGAAAUUUGAAUGAAUGAAUGUAUUUUAGAGGUUAGCUCUUUCCCUCUCUCUCCAGUCUUUUUGCCAAGCUAAGCUAAGCUAAGCUAAGCUGAGCUAGCAUGCUCGUGGUAUCAGCCUCCUCAUCUACAAGAGAGUGAAGCAUGUUUCUAAAAAUGCCACAACUUUUAGUAGUUUCUUUUUUUUUUUUUACUUGUACAUACACUAUCAACCCCAUGUCAUAAAUUAUGAAUGAAAUCUCGUGACCGGCUGUGCAUGUGUGGGAAACUCAGGGCGUUGAUUUUUAGAUAAGCUUUUUCAACUGAAUUCUGUACGAAAUCAUUUUGUAUCAAUAGUAAAAAUAGCAACAUAUUUUACAUUUCAACUGGAAACAUAACAUCUGA